Messenger RNA from Rubroshorea leprosula, 3785 nucleotides. The record is from the annotation of a GenBank genome assembly. Lineage: Eukaryota; Viridiplantae; Streptophyta; Magnoliopsida; Malvales; Dipterocarpaceae.
GAGAAAUUAUUUUUUGUAAGAAAGAUACAUAUGCAGCUUCCUCGAAACUGACCAAAAGACUUUCUCUAGCUAGGCAACUUCAGUCAACCUGAACCAUCACUCGCAAAGUUGCAAGGAAGAUCCAUAUGCAGCUUCAUCGAAACCGACCAGAAGACUUUCACUUGCAAACCGUGUCUAGUUACAUCCUUCAAUAUUCAUCUCUAAAUCUGCAGCACCGAUUUCCAUGGCUGUUCGAUACACACCACUGGUGCCCACAACGGAGCCCCUGCAGGAAUUCAACCAUACCCCCAUUUGAAAGGCCUGAAGAGCUCUUCCACCAUCUCACAGGCUUUGAGUUUUGAAUUUAAUCAUGGCAAUGAACCCUUUUCUGGGCAAUGUACUAGCUAAUGCCACUGGUAAUCUAUUAUCUGAUUGUAUAGAAGGAGUAGCGAAUUAUGUUGGAGAACAUAUUGGUUUGUCAAACAGAUUAGAACCGGAGGAUAAUUUUGAAUCAAUAUUGAAAUCAGAAGCAGAGAAGCUACGGGCUUUAAGAGAUGAUAAUGAGCGAGAAAUCCGGAGAAAUAAAACCAAAACUACCUCUAGCUAUUACAACCAGUGGCUUGGUAGUGUGACCAAAAUUCUUCCAGAGCUGGAAACAUUACAAGCUGAAUGUGAACAACAAAGGAAUGUAUUGAUAGAGUGUGCUAUUGGAUCAAAGUUUUGUGAAAAGGUGAUAAAUAUUUUGCAAAGAGUCCAGAAGCUUAUAGAAGAGGGGAAAUUUCCUAGAGGUUUUUUGAUUGAUAAACCUCCAGAACCUGUUAUAAAGCUGGGAUCAGUACCAGACAUCAAAGCAACUGCCACACUUCGAGGACAUUUGGAGGAGAUACUAUUGUUGCUCAGUUGUGAAGAAGUGAAGACUAUUGUGAUUUGGGGGCCACUGGGUGUUGGGAAGACCACAAUAAUGCAGAACUUGAAUAAUCAUGAAGAGGUUGCAAAGAUGUUUCAAAUGGUAAUUUGGAUAACAGUAUCAGAGGAGAGGACAAUAGAGAAGCUGCAGAUGGAGAUAGCAAGUCGGCUUAAAUUGAAUUUGCGAGGCACUGAAACUGCCCAUGAAGUUGCUAGAAGCAUAUCAGAAGAGUUGAAUGAUAGAAAAUACUUGCUCCUCCUAGAUGAUGUCAAGGGUAUCAUUGAUCAUGAUCAGCUGAAUAGUAUUGGAGUCCCAGAUAACGAAAAUGGUAGCAAACUGGUAUUAACAACUGAAGAUCGCAGAGUUUGCUCUAAGAUGGAAUUUGUUAGGGACAUAGAGGUUGAAAAAUUAACUCAACGCGAGGCUUGGGAGAUGUUUAAACAGAUAGUAACUGAUCAAAAAAUUAAAAUUCCUGGCAUUAAAUCAGUUGCUCAGCGGGUUGCCAAGGAGUGUGGUGGACUCCCCCUUGUGAUAAAGACAGUGGCCAGUUACUUUAAAUUUAAAGACACUGUUGCUGAAUGGAGGAAUGGUCUGGAAGAGCUCAGAAAUGGUUCUGAAGUUGAGAUCCCACGUUUAACACAAAUACAUGCGUUCUUGAAGUGUUGUUAUGAUGACUUGAAAGAUGAGAACAAAAAGAGAUGCUUCCUUUAUGGUGCACUACAUCCGGCAGACACAAAUAUAUCCACUGAUUAUUUGGUGAUGUGCUGGGCAGCUGAAAGGUUCCUUGGCAAUGUUGAUGACAGAAGGAGCUUCCGUGCUGCAUGUGAUAAAGGGUAUGUCAUAGUGCGGUAUCUAACAAAUGUGUCCCUAUUGCAGACAGGUAAAAGGAUGGAACAUGUCCAAGUGAACAAUGUGGUGCGACAAGUUGCACUUCAUAUUUCCUCAGAAGACCUUGACAAUAAAUUUCUAAUUGGAGAUCAAACUGAAACUUCACCUAUUCCUCAAAGGGUGAGUGAUUGGGAACAAGCAACAAGGAUCUUUAUGAUAGAUGCAAAACUAGAGGACUUGCCAAAUUUUCCAAGAUGCAACAAGUUGUUGUCACUACUUCUACAAAGGAAUCCUGACUUGAGAGCAAUUCCUCCAUCAUUUUUUGAAAAAAUGCAGAAGCUUCUAGUUCUCAACUUGUGCAAAACUGGAAUAAUGUCCCUGCCACAGUCCUUUGAAAAAAUGACAGGACUUAAAGCACUUUUUUUAAAUGAUUGUACCAGUCUAACACGCCUGCCUCUCCAAAUGAGACAACUUAGUCUUCUUGAAGUGCUUGAUAUUCGCGGCUGCAAGGUAAUCUUCAUACCACCUUCUAUUGGAAACUUGGUUCAACUAAGGUGUUUACGGGUUUCAUACUAUAAACCAACCAUGAUGAAUGGCUAUGAAGGAAUGGAGACAGAUUACAAUGUGAUUUCAUGGCUUUUCAAAUUGGAGGAACUAGUAAUUGAUGUGAUCUCUUAUGAUCAAUGGCGCAUUGAGGCUACAAAUGUUAUCAAGCAUGUUGCUUCCUUGAAGAGGUUAACUUCUCUCAAGAUAUGUUUUCCAAAACCAGAGGUCCUUUGGACUUUGAUGAAAAGCAGGCCAGAAUGGCAGAGUCGCCAACAACUAGCCUCAUUUUGGUCUUUUAUUGGUUGCCAAAACUGUCAUCCUCUUGAAAUUCUUGACCAUUUCAGUUAUCCAAUAGAUAGAUAUUUGAGAUAUGAGUAUGAUGGACAUCAUAUUGGCUCCUCCAUUUCUAAUAUGUUUCCUGAGACAGAUGCAUUGGAAUUGAUUGGCCACAACAACAUUUCAUGCUUCACAGACUUCAUGCAAACACCACGCCUCAAUGGAGUUGUUGGGUGCUUGGUUGAACGAUGUAGCAACAUGGUAACCAUUGUUGGUGGAAAUAAUGCAGGAGGCACAAACAUCCUUCCAUCUUUGGAACAAUUACAUUUAAGGAAUCUGCUACAUUUGAAAACAAUUUUUGAGGGGCCAUUGUCACAAGGAAGUCUAUCAGAAUUGCAAACAAUAGCAGUGAAAGGUUGCCCUAUGUUGACAGAGAUAUCCUCAAAUGGCCUAAUUCAACAACUGCCAAAACUCACAAGAUUGACAAUUGAGAACUGUGAUGAAAUUAAACAAUUGAUUCAGGAGUCUAGUGGCAGUGGAGCAAUGCCAAAUCUUGAGGUCUUGGAAUUAGUUGACAUGAAAAAGUUAGAAACUAUAUGUGCAGAUGAGUCAUUGGCAUGGCCCAAGUUAAAGGAGCUACAGAUAUACCAGUGUGGAAAGCUGAAAAGACUUCCUUUCAACAGAGAAAAUGCUGCAGGGUUAAAGAUGAUCAAAGGGGAACAAGCAUGGUGGGAUAACUUGUCAAACGAGGAGUUCAAAGAGCACUUUCAAUCCUUUGGCAUUCUCAGGUUGGGUGUUUAAUUAUUUGAAGCUGUGCUUAGGAGAAAAGUUGGAAAAAUGAUAGGAAGCUGCAUCUCUGUAUGGCCAUUGUGAAGCCUAAUCAUUAGUUUCACCUUUCUGUCAUUUCUGCUCUCUCAAUUUCAUGUCCUGUUUUAAUAAUGUUUCUACUAUGAUGUUUCUAUUAGGAGCUUGUUCAGACUAGGCAACUUAUGAUAUUUUCUUCUGUGUAGCUUAUGGUGUUAUAUUUGAACAACUUGUUUGGAGAUUCAGUAUAUACUUAUUGUAAUGGUGUGGUGGUUCAGUUGUUGUUAACCAGAUUACCAUCCAUUUUUCUUAUUUCCUUGAGCUUGAAAAUUAACUGACUGAACCUGUAGCGACUCAUCUGAGAAUGUUUGUCAUUAGUUGUUUAUUAAUGGAGAUGAACCUUGUUUUCCCACUUUUAACUCUACAAGAAACUGAAUUUUGAACC